CAGGUCAAGCUAACUCGAAUCACGAUCUUGUGAGCAAAUAUUUUACUAACGAAGUGAGUCUACUCUCUGUUACAACCAAUGAAUGAAUGAUGACUUGCAAAUACAAUAUAUCUUCAAUGCUUUCAGAUGUUGAAUAUGGCAUGGGAGCAACGACUUCAAUACAUCUGCGAGAAAUGUUGGCAACAUUUGUGGGAGUUUCAACAAUUCCAGCAGUCGAUUAUUGAGUCACAGAAGAGCCUAUACUUGAAUAAGGAAGCUGCAAAAGAAGUUGGGGAAGUUGUUAAGAUUACAACUGAUCUGAAUAUAAAGGAUGAACAACUGGAGUGGCAUAAUUCCCAGGAAUUUAAAGCUAGCACUGACGAUUUAAACCAACCUACGGUUCUUACUUUUGAUAUAAAAACUGAAGAACCUUUGGAUCUCAACAGUGAUUAUGAAGAGAUGUCGCCUCAAAGCCUGCAACAGUUAACGCAUGAAGCAGCAGUGCCUCUGAUGUCCCACAUGUCCAAUAGAAAAGAAAAUACGUCAUUAACGUAUGACGAUGAAUCCAAUGAAGAUUGUAUGUCCUCAUCAUCUUUGGGCUACAACCACAUUUCCUCUUCAGAAGGUAAAGUUCCUACUACAAAAAGGUCUGUAGAGGAGUUUGAUGAGCUGGUAGCAUUAUGGCGUUCCUCCUUGGAAUGUCAAAUUUGUCAUCAGCUGAUAGCCAGCUAUUCCCGGUUAGAGCAACAUUUUGGAAAAAAACAUGCUUCAGAAGGUUGUUACCUCACAUGUUGCCAAUUGAAGCUGGAAACACGUUAUGAUAUCGAGAGACACAUACACUAUCAUAAUGCCCCCCAGCAGCUCAAAUGUGACGCCUGUUGCAAGGCUUACCGUUUGGAGAAACAUUUGAAAAGUCACAAAAGAAAUGUCCACACCAGCAAGGGAGGAGAUAAAGAUGCCAAAGACAGCGAAAAGUUGGAAGCCGGGAAAUAUCAUUGCAGCAAGUGUUUAAAGGACUUUGCAACGAAAGCGCGUUUAAAUAAUCACAGUCGUGAUGCCCAUAAACCCAAGAUUUUUGAAUGUAACAUUUGUGAAAGAUCCUUUAUGCAUCAGAAUGCACUGCGCGAUCAUUUGGCUAAACACAAAGGCGAGAAGACGCAUGCCUGCUCCUUUUGCCCCAAGGCAUUUACCUGCCGUGCUUAUUUCUGCCUACACAUGAGAAAAUCUCAUCCCCAGGAAUGGAAGAAGAUGCAUAAAGAGCCGGUAAAAAGAGAGAAGGAGUAUCGACAAGAAACUCGGGGAGAGAGUAUUAUCUAUGUUUGCAUUUAUUGUUCCAUGGAGUAUGACAAACAGGAUUCCAUGCACAAUCAUCUCCAUCGAUGUAGCCGUAAAAGAGACGGUAGACCAAAAGAGUAUGCACAGAGUUUUCGGCUGGAAACUCGGGCAGGGGGUGUGGUCUGUGUGUGCAUUUAUUGUUCCAAGGUGUAUGAAAAGCGGCUUUCAAUGCUUAAUCACAUCAGACAAUGCCAAAUAGAAAAUGGGCCAAUGGGGCCUAAAAACGGGUAUCGGCGAGAAGCUCGCGGAGAUAGUAUGGUCUAUGUUUGUAUGCAUUGUUCCAAGGAAUAUGAAAAAAGGCAAUCCAUAUACAGUCAUCUUAGGAAAUGUCAAAUAGAACUUAGAAAGCGGUAUCGGCUUAAAACUUGUGGAGAAAGUAUGGUCUACGUUUGCAUUUCUUGUUCCAAGGAGUAUGCAAAUCUGCAAUCCAUGAGCAGCCAUCUGUACCAAUAUCAUAGAGACAAUAUAGCUCUGGCGGCAUCAACAAUUUCCGAACCUCCAGUGCAAAGUGAGCAGCAGCAAGAAUCCCUUUACACCACUAGGAUUAUAGAUCCGAAGCCAACUGAUGUCAGCAACAUAACACCAGAGGGGGAUACUUUAAACGAGCUGGACAAAGAAGGAGAAGAUAAAGAAGAAUCAUUGAUGGCCCCUAUGGAGGGAAAAGAGUUGAAAGAUGAAAAUGCAACAAGCAUUUAUGUGAAGACCGAACAAUUUCCAGCUAAUGCAAAUGCCUUGAGAAAUGAGGAAAUGAAUGAAAAUGAAAUGACACAAGAAUUUGAGGAACUCAUAAAAUCCGAAGAAGAAUUUAUGGAUUUGUGAGCGGAGUCUAAAGACCUUAGCUGCAAUAAUUAAACAUUUUGCUAGCCAAAACCCAGGAUUCACCUACACCGAAAGAAACAUUUAUACCGUAUAUUAUCAAUGGUAUUGAUAGCAAAGCAACACCCUGAAUUAAUACCAAAAAAAUACCGUAUGGUAUUUAUAAUGCUUAAUAUCAUGCAUCCCAUACGGUAUUGUUUUGGUAUUACUUUACUAUCAACACCGUUGGUAUCAAUUUUUUGUUUUGCGUUCAGCCGAUACACAAUUUUUUGAAUUUUUGACAAAACUUGAUAUUGAGAAUGUUUAUUUGUUCUCUUUUUAUAUGUGUGCUUUGUUCACGUUUUCGCCUUUUGCGACAUUUUUGCAUAUCCUAAAUGUUUAUGGCGCCUUUGCCCUUUCUGAUUUUGGCAAGUGGUCUAACAUUCUAUUAUUCACCCAUGCCCAAAACCCUUACUUUUAUUUGCUCAUGUGACAUGCAUGCAUAUGUUUUCUCACUAUAACUAAUCAGCUGAUUUGGAUAUACUAUGCAUAGUAAAGUUAGCCAAACAGCUGGUUUCUUACUAUAAAGUCAUCUGGCUUUAAUGUCUUAAGCAAGGAAAAGUGCUUGCGUCAUCCAAACAACUGUGUGUUUCUCCACUAUAAAAUAUAAAAGUGAUAAAAAUUAUUAAAAAUUCUGCUGAUCUCAAGCACAGCAGGAUUUCUGUUAAAAAAAUCAGCUGAUUUUAAUAUAUUAUAGAUCCGUUCGCGUACAUUGCCAGUAAAAGUUUUGCAGGAGAGUAAGAACUGGCUUUACUCUCGUUUGUUAUUUAUUUGAAUAAAACAUCUGUUCCAUACUGCAUCGGUUGGGAAAAUAACUUCCAGCUAAAAUUUGCAGGCCCUGAAUUGCCAAGCUUUCGAAAUUUUGCUGGCUCUUACGCACUCUCUUCUGGUGGCAUAUGACUUGACGGGAAUGAAUUCCAAUAAUUUUUUUUUAAAAUUUACAGAAAUUUUGAGUACGCGAAUAUUCUGAGUCAUCCGAAACAGCUAUGCUUUCCACUAAGUAAUCAGCUAUUUUAGACAAACAGCUCUUUCUUCACCCUCAAGGCGGAUUAAAAAAAGUGGUCUCACGCGAACAGCUGUUAACAGCCGGCUAUGUUUGACGGUAUUAAGAUGUCAGAUUUUUCUUUGUUGCUAUCUUAUUU
Stomoxys calcitrans (stable fly) is the source of this 3311-nucleotide messenger RNA. Its product is annotated as zinc finger protein 177. The record is from RefSeq and is a predicted model, not a curated record. Gene Ontology annotation, cellular component: nucleus. Gene Ontology annotation, molecular function: DNA-binding transcription factor activity, RNA polymerase II-specific; RNA polymerase II transcription regulatory region sequence-specific DNA binding. The transcript has a single exon. Bases 127 to 2133 code for a protein of 668 amino acids. Lineage: Eukaryota; Metazoa; Arthropoda; Insecta; Diptera; Muscidae. Gene Ontology annotation, biological process: regulation of transcription by RNA polymerase II.